ACGAUCAAGAUGGCAGAUCAGCCUUCUAAAGCCGAUACUCAAACUAUUUUUCGGCGUUUACGCUCAGUUCAGGCAAAUAAGCAAUGCUUUGACUGUUCUCAAGCAAAUCCAACAUGGGCUAGUGUAACCUAUGGUGUGUUCCUUUGCAUGGAUUGCUCAGGGGUGCAUCGGUCCCUUGGUGUACAUGUGUCGUUUAUACGAUCCACCCAGCUAGAUGGAUGGACCUGGCUCCAGCUUCGUGCUAUGCAGGUCGGAGGCAAUGUAAAUGCUAAUGAGUUUUUUAGAAAGCAUGGAUGUGACACCCUAGACGCGCAGAAAAAGUACAAGUCCCAUACAGCAGAAGUAUAUAAAAACAAAUUAGUUCAUUUAGCACAGAAUGCUCUCAAGCAAUAUGGGACAAAGCUUCAUCUUGACGACCAAGGUCACCACACACACGGCAUGCCGACAAACCCCGAAACCAAUGACGAGGACUUCUUCAAGGACCACACAAAUGCUGCCCUCUGUAAGGAGACUGUGGAUAACUUCUCAGGUCCUGACUCCACUAACGCUGUCUCUGCUCCAGAGCCAAUCAAGAACGGCAAUGGUAAUCUCCGACAGAAUGUUGAUAGUGGCGAUCCCUCCCAGGGACCCAAUGUUGAAAUUGCCCUCAGUAUGUCCCCCACGGAAGCCCUGAAGACUGCUGAGCCAAGGAAAAGUACCAUUGGCGGGAGAAAGAAGCCUGCUGGCAAUAAGAAAGGGAAGGGCCUAGGUGCUCAGCGAGUGAAAACAGACUUCAGUGAAAUCGAGUCUCAGGCAGCGCUGCGUGAUAAAGAGAAGGAGACGUUGGCGAAUAUGGCAGCGAAGCAAGAAGUGUUAACACAGGAAGGCGAAGAAAAGAAAAUGGCUUCAAUUCGAUUGGCGUACCAGGACUUGAGUCUGGAGAGAAAGAGGCAGGAUGAGAGGAUGAAAAAUAUGGAUCCAAAGCGAAAGGAACAGGCGGAGAGACUCGGGAUGGGAUAUGGAUCUAACAGAGGUUCGAGUGCAUCAGCUGCAUUUGAUAGGGGGGUGAGCCAUUCGGCCAUCAGUGAUAUGCAGACGAUAGAACAGGAGACGCCGUCUGGUGACAACAACAAGUCAAGUCAUGAUCGAUAUUCUUCUCGAGGGAAUCGAGAUUUCUUCGAAGAUGAAUUCGAAAUUGUCGGCGGAUUCUCAUCGGGCUCCAGCUCGUCGAGAAAGCAAAAUAAGAGGUUUAACGACAAUCUGUACGGGGCUAAGAACGAAGAAAAGGAUCGUUAUGGAAGCAAUGGGUGGGGGAAUAGCAAGUCUGGUUCGUGGGACUCGGGUUCCAGCAAGUCGGGAGGCAAUAGCUGGGAUAUGGAUCGAUUCGAAAGCAAACAGUCUUCUGUAGUUGCGUCGAUGCCUCAUAAGGAGAGUGCUUCUGAUGACAGCAGAUAUGGCCGAAGUCGUUCAUCAACAAAGCCAAAGGGCGAGGAGUCUACUUCAGAGGAGGCACAGAAAAGAUUCGCCAAUGCCAAAUCGAUUUCUUCUGAUCAGUUUCAUGGAAAUAGUACAUCAAGUUUUGAACAUAAACAGAAGUUGUCUCAGUUCGACGGCCACAGUAGCAUAUCCAGUGACGACUACUACGGCGACGGGCGAAGGUCGUCGAAAACUGACUAUUACAACACGGGUCCUGAUCUACAAGACAUCAAAGAUGGCGUCAGGCAAGGUGUUACAAAAGUCGCCGGAAAAUUAUCCAACAUAGCAAAUGGCGUGAUGUCGUCUCUACAGGUACCCUAUAAACUAAAAUUCAUGAAUUUUCGUGCGUCAUCUGGCGAGGUUACUCCCAGUACUGCAAUCGUCGUCGGCGAGUCCGGUAGUUACGAUGAGAACACUGAAAUGUCCGGGCCGAGUAACGACUCUGACUCUACGGAUGUAGCGCCGUACGAUUAUAGGAACUACUCAGAGGAAAUAGUCCUAUCUAGUCAGGGGUAGAUACGGUAGAGAGAGUGUGAGACUGGAUACGUGGGACUAGAAUCUAGUUGAAAAGACGAUAGUCCACAUGGAUGCAAGACAACUCCUUCGAUGGCAUUUCUGCAUGCUCCACUACCACUCCAACUCUGCAAGAGUAUAAACGUCACCAACCGAGACUUCGAAACUGAAGCACAAACAGCGAGGAAUUUAUUUUCAUUUAUUUUUUUUCUGUUUCUUUAUAUUUUGCAGUAAUCUAUUCUUCAAUAGUAAAUUAACUUUCACUGACUUUGGACUGCUGUUCUCUUCGAAUGGUACCUCGGCGAAGCGUGCUUGAGACUGGCCUACGACCCAUUGAAGAUGACUACCGGUACGCAUACAACAGGGCCUCAUUUCAAGUCUCAGUUAUACUAAAAGCAUGCUAUUGAUUUUGAGUCAGAUCGUAGUACUUUUGAAGGGUGUAGCUGCAAAGGUGUUGGACUUGGUGAUACUUGGGAAUCAGGUGUUCCUGGGCACCAAAAUGCAAUACUACAGUACGGUUGUCAUAAUGAUGUUUAUCUUUGUCUGAAAGACGUACUGUUAAAUUUGAUAAGAUGUGCCUCUCUAAGUGAGUUAAACUAGGCAACCAAGAGAUGGGCAUGAAAAAGCGUUCAGCUCUGUCUCUUCCCACCGUAUUCUGGGACAAGCACUACAAUCUUUGCAGCCACUUCAAGUCUCUACUGAGGUCCGAAAUUCUCGUUACAUGUACUUGUUCAUUAUGAUAGUCUAUCUGUUACCUCAGUUGACCAGGAUGUGGUUGAUGCAAGUACUCAACAUCUUGAAUGAUCAAGGGUUCUGGUCACAUUUGCCUCUUGGUCUGGACUAAACAGAUCCAAGAGGUGAGGCUGGUUAAGGGAACCCUUGAUUAGUCAAGAUGUCAGUGGGUAAUUUUUGUCUCUUGUUUUGUACGCUUACAACAUUUUUGGGGCAAGCUCUUAAAAGAGGAAUAUUUUGAGAUAGGCAAAGGCCGGCAUUAAUGAAGUUGGUCGAAUGUGGUUCAAGAAUGUAUUAGAAAAUGCAACGAUGCAAUCACAGUAUGUAUACUCCUGGGUCCAGCAUGAUGUCAAGAAAGUACUGCAUACCCAGGAACAUUUGUGGCCAUUUUGUUUUAAGGUUUGGUGAAAUGGCAACUUUUCAACACUUUUGAUUUAGCAGUAUCUAUAAACGCAAAUAUGCAAAAAUAUAAGGCACACAAAUAUUUCUGGGUUUAUGGUCUCUAGUCCUUGUGGCGUUUUUGACCAAAGGAGUUUUCAUGUAUUGGUCUACUUGUGUCUGUAAAGGUUGUCAUGCAGUCAUAACUAUGAAUGAAGCAUUUCUCAGCACCCUUUGUAUAAGAAAGCGUGUUUCAAAUUAUAUUUUCCCAUAAAAUAUUUUAUAAGUGAUAAAACUAUAAACGCUUGUUUGUAAAACUGAAAAAAAGUGCUUGAAAAUCAAUAAAAAAGUGAAGUAUUUAUUAUUUGGUGUGGUUGGAGAAAGCUAUCGAUGUUGGGCUAUAUUCACUAAAGUUGUCUUCAGUUAUAUUCUGGCCCUGGUUGUUCAAAAUAAGUUUAAGUCACUUACAUUUUGUUUUUCAUUUCUUGGGCGUUACCUUAAACCCCCAACUCUCUGACCCUGGGUUCCAGUUAUGAGUUGUCCAGGUAACUUCUAGUGCACAGUACCAUAAUGCAUUACAUGUGUACUAUAAGAACCUUUCACAUGGUGCUCGAGCAGCUAAUGAUAAGGUAACCUGUGCUGCUUAAUAUUUGUACCCGAGGUGAUGGGGGGGGGGGGUCAGAUAAAUAAGACGUUACUUGUCUUUGAACAACCUAGUGCUUGUCCAUUAGGAUUCAAGAAAAUAAUAUGUCUGAAAUUGCUCCGAUACCACUAUUGUACAGAACUAUUGUAAAUAUCUUGACGUUUUCUCAGCUACUCUUAUCAGUCAGUAGGAUUUGGAAUAUUGGAUGAAUUUAUGUCGCUUUUUUGUGUGCAUAUUUGGCAGGUCGACUUCUCAGAACUGGGUGCACUGAUGGUUAUAAAACCACAGUGAUGAGCCAUUUGUUUAAGUGAUAAUAUCACACCAUCUCAUAUCUGUGGGCAGUAAGAAUCCAAAUGCACGGAGUGAUGUAUAUUUUAAAAUUAGUGAAGCAAGCCCAUACUUCAUUGAUGAAAGGUAAACUGUCCUCGCGAAUCAGAUGUUUUCUCAGUAGAAGUCGUUGCCUUAAGCUGCGAGUCACUUUCAGGCUUACCAUAUGUAUUGAUUCCUCUGUUAGUAUUGUAUUUUAGUCUACUGGGGCCAUGAUUGGGCUGAAGGUUUAGACAAACGUGAGCACUUCUACUGUGGCCCUUGAGCUCUUGGAGAGUUGGCCACUUCAUUCUCUCCAAUGUUGUAAACUUCAAACUGCCAACUUUGCCAAAGAUGUGUCAACUUCGAUACCACACUUGAAAAUGUCUGUAAAUAGGGGAUAUUAUCAAAAAGUCUCUCCAUUGUGAUGAACAUGUGUCACAAUGGAAUUUGAUAAGAUCCCUUAUCUAGAUAGAUAUUUCCAGGGAUGGCAAAAUACCCCUAGCUGGCAAAGUUAGCAGGUUCUGCAGUUCCUCUGGUGUUAUCACCUGAUUUGAAACAGCAAACCUGUUCAUAGAAUGAUAUAUUUCAGUACUCCUGUGAAAAUCUGGCAUCACCAAAAAACCCAUGUAUUCAAGUACAUGUAAUAGGGUUUGGCUUCACCAAACGGAUUCGGCCUUUGAUAGUGAUGAUCCCUGUGUAUAUACACUCUUUAUUUUGAUGUACAUUCUUGAUUUCUUCUGUUAGCUGUAGCGAAAUUUGAUCUCGGGUGAUUGGGCGAUGGUGACUUUUAUUUCAAUGAAUUUACCAUAAUCUUGGUAGAGGGGUUUCUUCAUUAUAAUGGUUUAUCAAGGGUUACGGUUGCUCUUCCCAUCAGUCUUAAGUUUGGGCGAACCUAUAUUUGGUGGCAAAAGUUAACCCUUGGUGGGUCAGAAUACAUCUUCUUGACCGUUGCGUCAGGUUAAGUUAUUAUCAGAAAUCCAACCGAUUUUGUUCUUCGUUUCUCUUUAGUUUGUCAUAUGUCUUCGUCAUUUUGUUAGAUUAUUUGUGAGAAGAGUGUAUUUAAAAGUGAUGUCUUCUGGGUCUUUCAGAAAGUAUAACAAUUUUCAGUAAAAUGCAUUGCACCUUGGAGCGGCAAUGAAUCGUCACUAAAGUGAAAUGGGGAAAACUACCCUGUAAUUUUCUCUAUCUUAGUGUACUUGUUAGUGAAAAAGGUAGAGCUGAUAACUUAGACAAUGAUAAUUUACUGUCGCUUUAGGGCUCAUCUUGAGGGCACAGCAAAAGAUGCACAAAAAAGUACCUUGUGGAAGUGCUGUCAAAACAUGGGCCAAAGUGCAACAUUCUGCAAUCAGUUGUUAGAAAGGCAGUCUGGACAUUCCAGUGUGUGAAAUGCAGCAAAGGCAAAGUUUGAAUUGGGAAUUAGUGAGAUAUGCUAUUUGCCUUGUGGACAGUGUUAUAUCAGAAGGCACUACGGCAAUGGGGCAAAACUAGAAGGUAUUGCAGACAUUGCCUCUGGCUUCCCCUAGUGUCUUGUCCUGCCCGGGGGUAUUCCACUCUGCUGAUUGAUUCUUGAUUUUAAUGUAUAUUAUUCUCCCCAAUGUCUUGGAUCACAAAACUAAUUGCGGUAUCAAUGAAUCGUCAGAAGUGAAGUUUGAGUUUUUAAAGCAGUGACAUACUGGCAUGUCCUGUCGGCAUUUUGUUCAUUUACAAUUCAGUGCAAAGUUAUUGAGUGGCUGGUGAAUCAACUACUGUAGAACCUCUCUAUUAAGGACACCCACGGGACUGACAAGUACUGUCCUUAGUAGAGAGGUGUCCUGAUUAGAGAGGUCAAAUUGAAUGGAAAUAACCAAUUUCGGACCAAAACUAGUGUCCUUAAUAGAGAGGUGUCUGCUAACAGAGGUUCCACUGUAUACAAAUCGCUGCUGCAACAUUCUUGUCUAUCACAGCAUAAGAGACAAUGGGGCAGAAGUCCACAAUGCGCCAGUCCUGUUAAUAUUUGCUUUAGAAGCAGACUGCUUGUGUGUUAGUUGAAAAGCUUGUCCGGUUGUGCAUUGGUAAUUGUUUUGUAAAGGAAGCUUUGAGAGUGCACUGCCAAAAGGGGUAAAUUUCCAGGUCUGGUGGUUGAGCCCUGAAGUCAAGGUUCCAUCAGUAUGUUACAUGUAAGCACGAGUAUAACUUGCACUGAACCUAUUCUCAGCAUUGGAAGUUCUUGUUGGGUUUGCAGAUGAUUGAUACCCCAUGGGUCCUGCAUAUACUUGGUGGCCAACCAGAUCUUUGACAUGGACUUGUCGAGGCCUUUGCCCAGGCGUUUGCAAUGGUACAUGUUUGAUACAACAACAGAUAACACGCAAAAACCCCUAUCAAAUGGCCUUGGGCUCCAUCCGAGAGUGUAUGUGGGACCACUUGGUUUAUAUUGGUGCAACUUUGAUUUGACAUAGGUAUUUUUUUGCUCGGGUGAUGUGUGAUUAUCGCCAGUUGAAUUGAAGCAUGUGUACAAAUGUCUAUUUUAGAGUUGAGUAUUAUUUGAUGUGUGUAUAUCAUGCAGACUUGUCUGACACUCAAGUGUGCGCCAUGGGAUGCUGUCAUUAGGUACCCACAUAUACCCUGUAUACAGUGUAUCUCAUGUAUAUUAUCGAGCCAUUUGGUAUAUGGGAAAAUAAAUUGUCAUCUUUAUCUUA
This is a messenger RNA of Lineus longissimus, 6705 nucleotides long. RefSeq names its product ADP-ribosylation factor GTPase-activating protein 2-like. Bases 10 to 1971 code for a protein of 653 amino acids. The record is from RefSeq and is a predicted model, not a curated record. The transcript is spliced from 16 exons. Gene Ontology annotation, molecular function: GTPase activator activity. Gene Ontology annotation, biological process: COPI coating of Golgi vesicle. Lineage: Eukaryota; Metazoa; Nemertea; Pilidiophora; Heteronemertea; Lineidae.